Molecule: messenger RNA, 711 nt
Organism: Emiliania huxleyi CCMP1516
Lineage: Eukaryota; Haptophyta; Isochrysidales; Noelaerhabdaceae
Exons: 1
Coding region: 1-711 (236 amino acids)
Source: RefSeq, a predicted model, not a curated record
AUGCGCACGAUCGCGCUGCUGUUUGCCCCGACGCUGCUCGUCCCGCCGCCGCCGAGCGUCGGCGUCGGUCAGGCAGUCUCGACGCCCCGCGCGCGCCUCAGAUGCGCUGCCGCCGACGAUGUGGACCCUCGCUUUUGCUUGCCCGGCGCGAAUCGCGACAUCGCCGCCGAGGCCAGCGCGGCCGCGUCACUGUUUCGCCCAUCCUCGGUCCCGCUCUUCCAGGCCGUGGGCGAGGCGGACGCUCCCCUGCGUGCGCUCGCGAUGGUGAUGCUCGCCGCGAACGGCUCCUUUCAUCAGCUCGUUGCGGAGAUCGUCUCAAACGUGACCAGCGGUUCGAGGCGCGGCACGACGUGGCUCAAGCCGCUCGCGGUGCGCACGUGUGCGAAUGCGUCAGCAGCUGCGGCGGCACACAAGUUCGACCCGCUGCUCGGCUGGACGCUUCUUGACGGCGACGGCAGCGACGCCGGCCCGCCCAGCGAGGUGCACGUCCUCUCCCCGCUCGCGCCCGCGGCAUUCGUCCCGACGCCUCUCCUCGAGGAGGUGCCGCCGGCCCUUGCGUGGGUCGUGCGCAGCCUUUCGGAGGCUCACGCGGCGGCGGCGGCAGAGGAGAUGCUCGAGGAGGGCUUAUCCUUCGGCGCGCCUCCCGCCGACUCGGCCUGUGUGCACGCCUUCAUGGCUGUCGUCGCGCACAAGCUUGGCCAUGUAACGUGA